Messenger RNA from Hylaeus volcanicus, 1586 nucleotides. RefSeq names its product lysosomal acid glucosylceramidase-like. The record is from RefSeq and is a predicted model, not a curated record. Gene Ontology annotation, molecular function: glucosylceramidase activity. The transcript has 7 exons. Bases 35 to 1546 code for a protein of 503 amino acids. Gene Ontology annotation, biological process: glucosylceramide catabolic process. Lineage: Eukaryota; Metazoa; Arthropoda; Insecta; Hymenoptera; Colletidae.
UUCACAUUCGAACCAACCACCAAAUAUUUCGAGUAUGUGGAAAGAAUUUCUAAUUGUUACCCUCUUCCUCGCUAAAGGUAACGCCAAAGAAUGUGCGCCUUAUAUCGUUGACAAUGAUGUAGUCGCAUGUAUUUGCAACGCAACAUACUGCGAUACAUUCGAUCAUGUUCCGAAGAGCAUAGAACCAGGAACUUUUUAUUGGUAUGUGACAAAUAAGGAAGGUCUCAGAAUGAAAAUGUCACAGGGGAAGAUUGGCAACGAUCUCGAGUCUCCCUCAAAUGUAACUUUAACCAUAAACAGAACAGAGCAAUAUCAAAAGAUGCUUGGAUUCGGAGGAGCCUUUUCCGAUUCUACUGGCAUAAACAUAAGAAGCCUCAGCCCUGCAACGCAAGACCAACUAAUUCGGACAUAUUACUCGCCAGAGACAGGAAGUAAAUACACAAUCGGUCGUAUACCCAUCGGUGGUACAGACUUUUCAACGAGACUUUACUCGUACGACGACCACGUAAACGACUCUUCGCUAAUAUACUUCUCGCUCGCGCCAGAAGAUUAUCAAUACAAAAUACCAUUUGCGAGGAAGGCAUUAGAACUGAAUUCUGACCUUAAAUUCUUCGCUAGCGCGUGGUCCGCUCCAGGAUGGAUGAAAACUAACGGGAUCAUGGACGGAUAUGGUUUCUUGGAGGAAAAAUAUUAUCAAACCUAUGCAAAUUACUUGGCCUUAUUUGUGGAUGAAUACAAAAAGAAUGGUAUCGACAUGUGGGCUGUUACGACGGGUAACGAACCAACGAUAGACUUGCAAGUGAACGUUUCAAACGUUAUUACUAUGGGAUGGACACCAGAUACUAUGGCUGAGUGGGUCGCCAAUUACAUGGGCCCAACUUUGGCGAACAAAGGCACGGUAGUCUUAGCCCUCGAUGACGACAGGGAACUACUGCCUUGGUACGUCGAGCCACUAUUUAGAAAUAAAAAAGCGUCCAAGUAUACUGUAGGAACUGCUGUACAUUGGUACUUUGAAAACGAAGCAUCUAUAACUACAUUGGACAAGACCCACGAAGAAUUCCCAGAUAAAAUACUGCUCUUGACUGAAGCAUCCAUAAUAGAGCCAAUAUGGGGAACUCCAAAUUUUACCGAAAAAGCGUGGGCUCACGGAGAAAAAUAUUUUAAAGAAAUAAUGAAGUACGUGAAUCAUUGGUCGGUCGGAUUUGUGGACUGGAAUUUGGCUCUUAACGAAGAGGGUGGUCCGAGCUGGGUAAAAAACUAUCUCGAUGCAGGCAUUAUUGUGAAUCCAGAGAAGGAUGAAUUUUAUAAACUACCCAUAUUCUAUGCUAUGGCACACUUCAGUAGAUUCGUCGAUAGAGGCUCUGCUAGAAUUUCUAUCGCCGGUAACAAGACGAUUAAAUCUACAGCCUUUAUAACACCAUCGGAGGAAACUGUCGUUAUAUUAUACAACAGCAAUAAUUUCUCAACUUCCGUAACCCUUGCGGAUGAGCAAAUGCUGCAGUUAGAGUUAUCUCCAUACUCCAUGAACACCAUAAUCUAUAAAUAAAAGAUACGUUUUCAAGACAAGUUGGAAAAUAACUUUACUC